UCCAGCGUGGGAAUUCAGCCCGAGCCCAGGAGAGCCUGGAGAGGAGUGGGGAGAGCCUCAUCUUGGAGAAUUCCAUCUGGAUCCCAGAGAAUUCCAUCCAGAUCCUGGAGAAUUCCAGCCUGGGGAGGGGAGAGAGGAGUCAGGAGAGCCUGAUCCCUGAGAAUUCCAUCCAGAUCCCUGAGAAUUCCAGCCUGAUCUCUGAGAAUUCCAGCCUGAUCCCAGAGAAUUCCAUCUGGAUUCUGAGAAUUCCAACCUGAUCCUAAGAAUUCCAGCCUGGGAGAGCCCAAUCUCAAAGAAUUCCAGCCUGGAGAGGGGGAGGAGGAGCCAGGAGAGCCUGAUCUUGGAAAACCUGAUCCUAGGAGAUCCUAAUUCUGGGAUCACCUCAUCCCAGUGGAACCUUAUCCUGGGAAUACCCGAGCCUGGAAAAUUCCAGCCCGAGGAGAUGAGAGACUCUGAUCCUGGGAGCUCCUGAUUCUGGGAUCAGCUUAUCCUGGGAUCACCUCAUCCCAGGGGAACUUUGUCCCAGGGGAACCUUGUCCUGGGAGCACCCGAGCCUGGAAAAUUCCAGCCUGAGGAGCCGGGAGCUCCUGGGAAAUCCUCAUCCCACAAAACCGGGAGAACCUCUGGAAUCGCCUCCUCCUGGGAGAAACUCGUCCUGGGGGGGAUUUUAUCCUGAGAUCAUCGAAUUCUGGGAUCAGCUUAUCCUGGGAGAGCCUCAUCCCCAAAUCCCUUCGUUCCAGGAGCAGCUCAUUCCAGGAGUUUAUCCCAGAGAAACUCAUCCCAGGAUCUCCUAAUUCCAGGGAGAAGCUCAUCCCAGGAUCCUCUAAUUCCAGGGAGAAGCUCAUCCCAGGAUCCUCUAAUUCCAGGGAGAAGCUGAUCCCGGGAUCCCUUCAUUCCAGGAGCACCCAAUUCCGGGCUCUCCCAAUCCCAGGAUUCCCCAGUCCCUGGAGAGGCUCGUCUGUGUCCAUGGCUGAUCCCUCUGGAAUGUGGGAGGGGAUCCCUCUGGAUGAGCCAGGCCUGGAUAACGCUGGCGGGGAGGAAUUCCUGCAGGAAGUGUUCCAGGUGCUGCUGGAGGAGGGGGUGAGGAACGGCACCGACGUCACGGGCAAGGUGUGUGUGUGGAAGGAGCCGCAGGAGCUGCGGGAAUUGCUGGACCUGGAGCUGCGGGAAGAGGGGGAGGGGCGGGAGCGGCUCCUGCGGCGCUGCCGGGACGUGCUGAGGUUCAGCGUCCGCACCGGUGCGCUCCGUCUCUUCAAUCAGCUGUUCUCGGGGUUGGAUCACCACGCCCUGGCGGGGCGGCUGCUCACGGAGACCCUCAACACGAGCCCGUACACGUACGAGGUGGCCCCGGUGCUGGUGCUGCUGGAGGAGCAGGUCCUGGCCAAGCUCCGCGAGCUCGUGGGGUGGAGCGACGGCGACGGCAUCUUCGCUCCAGGGGGCUCCAUGUCCAACAUGCUGGCCAUGAACGUGGCGCGGUUCCGGCGCUUCCCGGAGAGCCGGAGCAGAGGGAGCCGCGAACUCCCGAGCCUGGCGAUCUUCGCCUCCAGGGAGAGCCACUACUCGAUCCUAAAAGGCGCCGCUUUCCUGGGAAUCGGCACCGACAACGUUCACCUCGUGCCCACGGAUGAGCGGGGGAAGAUGAUCCCGGAGGAGCUGGAGAAGGAGAUCCAGAGGGUCAAAGCUGAGGGCUCGGAGCCUUUCUUCGUCUGUGCCACCAGCGGCACCACCGUCCUUGGGGCGUUCGACCCCCUCCCCUCCAUCGCCGCCAUCUGCGCCCGCCACGGGCUGUGGCUGCACGUGGAUGCGGCGUGGGGCAGCGCCCUCCUGUCCCCGAAACUGCGGCACCUCCGAGGGAUCCACAGGGCCGAUUCGGUGACGUGGAACCCCCACAAGCUGCUGAUGGUGGGGCUGCAGUGCUCGGCCUUCCUGCUGCGGGACGGAUCCGGGCUCCUGCAGCGCUGCCACGGGGAGGGGGCCCCGUACCUGUUCCAGAGGGACAAA
Myiozetetes cayanensis is the source of this 2001-nucleotide messenger RNA. Its product is annotated as cysteine sulfinic acid decarboxylase-like. Gene Ontology annotation, molecular function: sulfinoalanine decarboxylase activity; pyridoxal phosphate binding. NCBI's taxonomy places the organism in Eukaryota, Metazoa, Chordata, Aves, Passeriformes, Tyrannidae. Gene Ontology annotation, cellular component: cytoplasm. Gene Ontology annotation, biological process: carboxylic acid metabolic process. The record is from RefSeq and is a predicted model, not a curated record.